AUGAAAAAUGGUGCGAAUAAUGAUCAAGUUUCAAAUGAAGUAGUGAUUAGUGAGAUUAAACCAAAUCAUUGGGGUGAUACUGUGAUAUCAAUCAAGAGCAAGCUGGAACAACUGCCUGUUGUUAAUAAAGAAUGCAAGAUUUAUAGAGUUCCCAAAUUGCUAUGUCAAAUGAAAAAGACGACGUAUGUCCCUCAAGUCAUUUCUAUCGGCCCUUUUCAUCAUGGUUCUAAAGAUUUGAAUGCUACAGAACCUUAUAAGCUUCAAGGUCUUCGUAACUUUCUACGUCGUCUCGAUAAUCAUAAGGAGAAAUCAUUGGAGGAGCUUGUGAAAAUAGCUCGAUCUUGGAUAGAAGAAGCCCGUAGUUGUUAUGUCGAUCCGAUAGACAUGGAUGACUACGAGUUUGUUAAGAUGAUGCUUGUGGAUGGUUGUUUCAUAGUAGAAUUUUUUAUACUUGUAUACAGCCAAUAUACUACUUCAAAUGAUCAUAAGUUCCCUCAAAUUGAUCCAAACGCUGGCCUUCUAUUUUAUCAAGGAAUAAUUCCUGACAUGUAUUUUGACUUGAUAAAGCUCGAAAAUCAACUUCCUUUCUUCAUUCUCCAACGCUUGUUUGAGCUAAUGCCAAAAGAAAACAACCCCAAAUCUCUAAUUCCGAGAGAAUGA
Cucumis sativus (cucumber) is the source of this 660-nucleotide messenger RNA. RefSeq names its product UPF0481 protein At3g47200-like. Bases 1 to 660 code for a protein of 219 amino acids. The transcript has a single exon. NCBI's taxonomy places the organism in Eukaryota, Viridiplantae, Streptophyta, Magnoliopsida, Cucurbitales, Cucurbitaceae. The record is from RefSeq and is a predicted model, not a curated record.